Messenger RNA from Gastrolobium bilobum, 2908 nucleotides. RefSeq lists its product as uncharacterized. The transcript is spliced from 2 exons. The record is from RefSeq and is a predicted model, not a curated record. The coding region runs from base 290 to 2683 and encodes 797 amino acids. NCBI's taxonomy places the organism in Eukaryota, Viridiplantae, Streptophyta, Magnoliopsida, Fabales, Fabaceae.
CUCUGAUCCGAGCCUAAUUCCGUUAACUUUUAAAGGCAUCGGUUUUCAAACCACACAGAGCUUCCUCAACUCAAUUUUCUGCAUCCCUUCAUUCAUGUGUCUUCAGGGUUUAUCAGGCUUCUGUAAUUGAAGGAGCAUCUUUAUUGUACACGUGGAAUUGUCGGGUUCUGCGUGUAAAAAUUUAUCGUCAAGUCCUCACUCCUCAUUGAUAUUGCCCUGGUGUAUACUUCUAAGGAAGGAAAUAAAGAAGAGUAAUUAGUGGCACAUUUGCUGAAACAAACUAGUAAGCAUGGAAUGUAAUAAAGAUGAUGCCUUAAGGGCUAAAGAGCUUGCAGAGAAGAAGCUUUUAGAGAGGGACCUUGGUGGCGCGAGAAUAUUCGCAAUAAAGGCUCAAAACUUAUAUCCCAAUCUUGAUGGUCUUCCUCAAUUGCUGGCAACCAUUGAGGUUUAUAUCUCUGCUGAAAAAAGAGUUAAUGGGGAAGUUGAUUGGUACAGGGUCCUUGGCGUGCAACCCUUAGCUGAUGACGAAACAAUUCGAAGAUGUUAUAGGAAACUUGCUCUUACUCUGCACCCUGAUAAAAAUAAAUCGGUAGGUGCAGAUGGGGCAUUUAAUCUCAUCACACAGGCUUGGAGUUUAUUAUCUGAUAAAGCCAAGAGAAUCAUCUUUGACCAAAAGUACAAUUUUUGGGGUAUAUAUCAAGGAAUUCAAGUUCGGAAAACUUCUGUACCAGCUAGUCAGAAUGGUUUCUUCAAUAUCUUCAAUACUGCUGAUUGGAAGGAUAGAGAUCAUAGGAAUGCUACUUGUCCCAAUCCUACCCCAAAUUCUCCUGUGUCAUCGAAACAAACAUUUUGGACCAUGUGCAAUUCCUGCAGGACACAAUUUGAAUAUCAUACCGUUUAUAUCAACUGCACUCUUGUCUGCACCAGCUGCAAUAAGCCAUUUUUGGCUAUUGAGGCACCACCCCCACCUUUAUACAGAAAUGCUUCAUCCACUUCAAGAAUUUCUCAGAUGAAGCAACAUAACUUCAACUCAACUAGAAUGGAAGGAAUUCAUGUUUCAGGGAGGACAUCAAUAUCUGCUGCCAACGGUGUCAAUUCAUCACUUGGUUCAGGUCCUUUCUCUAUGCCUGGUGGUAUUUCCAGUGUACGGACAUCAGCUUCUACUGCUGCUGAAGCUCCCAGUGUUUUUGGGAUGUCAUGUAAGAAUUUGAAGAGAGGGCGUGAAGAUUCAACACCUGUCAUAAAGGAGGAGGCCCAUUUUGGGAAAACUCAUGCUGUUAAUAGAACUGGUGCUGGUUCAGCUUUUCAGUCCUCUUGUUUUGGUUCAAAUUCUGUUCUGAAAGGAGAUAGGCCAAGGAAAAAACGGGGCACUGAUGAGCAUAAAGUUAAUAGUGAUAGACGAGAUAUGGAAACUGAAGUAUCAUUUCAAAAUAAACGAAUGAACUUGGGUAAUGAAACUGGGUCUCAGAAGGAUAGUUUUUAUACAGGAAGGGUUAAUGCUGCUGGAAGCUACAAACCUAAUGGUAUUAGGGAUGUAUCACAGCUGCAAAUGAAGAACAUGUUGAUGGAAAAGGCUCGGAAGGAGAUUCGUAAAAAACUUGAUGAAUGGAAUGCUUCUUCUGUAUCAAAGAAUUUAAACAAGUCAAAGAAUACUGACACAGAAGUUAGAGAGAAGGACAAAGAAAAGGCUAUAAAUUAUGUAAAACCUGGUGAACAAGAAUUUGUUGAUUCUGAGACCAUCAUCAAAAAGUGUUCCUCUUCUGAUUCAGAGGUUCCUGAUUCUCUUUCCAUGAGUGUUCCAGACCCAGAUUUCCAUGAUUUUGAUGGGGACCGUGUUGAAAAAGCUUUUGGUGAGAACCAGGUGUGGGCUGUAUAUGAUGAUGAUGAUGGCAUGCCCCGCCACUAUGCUUUGAUCCACAAUGUAAUCUCAGAGAAUCCUUUCAAAAUGACGAUCAGCUGGCUUAAUUCGAAAACCAAUGAUGAAUUGGCCCCAAUAAAGUGGGUCAGUUCUGGCUUUCCCAAGACUACUGGGGAUUUUCGAAUGGGCAAGCGUGAAUCCUUUAGCACUCUCAAUUCCUUCUCUCACAGGGUUAAGUGGAGAAAAGGUUCAAGAGGGGCUCUACAUAUAUAUCCAAAGAAAGGGGAUGUUUGGGCUCUGUAUCGAAACUGGUCCCUUGAUUGGAACGAAUUUACUGAAGAUGAAAUCAUACAUCAAUAUGACAUGGUGGAAGUGCUUGAAGACUACCUUGAAGAGCAAGGAGUGAAUGUUGCUCCACUUGUCAAGGUUCCAGGUUUCAAGACAGUAUUCCGCCAGAAUGCAGAUCCAAGAAAAAUCAGGAAUAUUUUGAAGGCAGAGAUGUUUCGUUUCUCACACCAGGUGCCUUCAUACUUGCUUACUGGUCAAGAAGGUCAUAAUGCUCCUAAGGGUUGCUUGGAGCUUGAUCCUGCUGCUACUCCUACGGAGCUUCUUCAGGUGGUCACAGAAGAUGAAUUGAUGCACAAAGAGAAUUCCAGGGAGGAUUGUUUGGUUGAGAGGUGCCAAACAACUAAGGAAGAAGAUUCUGUUGAAGAUAUUCCAGGAAAGGAGGUCGCUGAAGCACUGGGAAAGAAGAGAAGUAGGCCUGAGAUUUUGUUUGUAUAUAAGCGGAAAAGAGCGCGCUAUGUAGUGGCAAGUAAUUGUUAGUGACGGAAUUGACUUGAAGAGAUUCCAUGUUCCAUUUAGCCAAAGAGAUAGCAGAUUCAAAUAUUCAACAAAUCCAUAGCUGACAAUCACCAAUUCAACAUAAACUAGAGCAGGAUUUGAAUAUUUAGUUUUUCUUUUAUGUAUCUAGUGACAAAAAAGAGAAUGGAGUUGACUGCAUUUGUAGAGAUUGAUUAAGCAGCUUUUGUCCUUUUUUGCUGUAUAUUG